UUCAGAUUUGGCAAACCAAUUUGUCGCUCAUGGCUUCAAGGGUGGAUAUUAUAGUUAUCUUCCUAUGCUUUAUCCAUGUCUGCAACAAUUUGGUUGAAGCAAACUGGGAAUUAUCUACAAAGGAAGUGUUGGAAUUCAAGAAGCAACUUAUAAAUCUUAAAAAGUUUGCAAUUAAAAGCGUUCAAAUUGGAGAUGGAGAUAUAUACGACUGUAUUGAUUUCUACAAACAACCUGGCUUCAAUCACCCUUUCUGGAAGAAUACUACAUUUGAGAUGAAACAAAAAUUAUUUGUAGAAGGAAUGCAAACCAAAGAUAUUGGGUUUAAAGGUAUAGGUUGUCCUUACGGAACGGUUCCGAUCAGAAGAGUCAAUAAAGAUGACUUGAUAAGUGCCAAAAUACUUUCAAAGAUACAUCCAUCAAAUAUAGAUGAUGAACCUGGACAUCAUUAUGCAAUACUUCGAACAAAAGCUUAUCCCGAAAGAAAGCUUGACGGAAUUGAAUCAGAUUUUUCCUUAUUUAACCCAAGUGGAAUCAUUGGAUCCCAGUAUAGGGCAUUCCAGAUGACAAUUUCAAGCGGUCUUGACAGCAUAAAAACCGGUUUCAUGGUAAAUCCUUUAUUGUUCAAAGACAACAAGACUCGACUAUUUACUCAUGUCAUGAUUGAUGGAAGAACACAAUGUUUUAAUCAUGAUUGUCCCGGAUAUGUACACGUCAAUUCUGAGAUACCUCUAGGUUGGACCUUCGUUAAUCCAGAUGGAAGAAACUAUUCCGAAAAAUUGCGAAUCAGUAAGGAAAUUCAUGGCGAACCAAAUUCAACAAACUUUCUUUGGACACUGUACAUCACUAAACAGAAUUCUAUAAUUGGAUUUUGGCCCCCAACACUAUUUGGAAAAUUAAGCGAGUAUGCCAAUCAAGCUGACUGGGGAGGAGAAGUUUACAGUCCAUUGGACCAGCCUAGUCCCCCAAUGGGCACUGGUAUUCUUCCAAAUACGAGGUCUUGGAACACAUAUUAUUCAGCUCUUAGCUGGCGUAUUGCAUGUGCAUAUGAGAAUGCAAAAUUUCAUUUUGUCAACCCAAUCGAUACAGAGUUGUAUGCAUCUGAUCCACAUACAUACAAUAUCGUAGAUGCUGGAUAUUUUGAAGAAGAUUGGGGACGUCUGAUUCUAUAUGAUGGUCCUGGUGGAAUCAAAGGAGCUUGA
This is a messenger RNA of Corylus avellana, 1199 nucleotides long. RefSeq names its product protein neprosin-like. The record is from RefSeq and is a predicted model, not a curated record. NCBI's taxonomy places the organism in Eukaryota, Viridiplantae, Streptophyta, Magnoliopsida, Fagales, Betulaceae.